This is a messenger RNA of Eleginops maclovinus (Patagonian blennie), 3101 nucleotides long. RefSeq lists its product as uncharacterized. The record is from RefSeq and is a predicted model, not a curated record. NCBI's taxonomy places the organism in Eukaryota, Metazoa, Chordata, Actinopteri, Perciformes, Eleginopidae. The coding region runs from base 612 to 2483 and encodes 623 amino acids. The transcript is spliced from 16 exons.
ACACCAGGAACAGGAGCAGACAGAAGGACGGACAGGAACAGGCAGGUAACAUGGACUAGACCAGGUGGGAAACGACGACAACCGAACAAGGAACAAGACACAGCUGGAGAGGGGAGGAGAAACACAGGGGCAACAGGUGAACACAAUGACAUAAUCAGGCACAGGAGGGAAACGCAGACAGGAAGUGAAGCUAAACAUGACACAAGAGGGGAAACAUUUCAAAAUAAAACAGGAAACACAAAACAAGGAUCAGGACAUUCAGUUAGUCUUUGACGAAAUGAAAUAAACUUUUCUUUUUGUACUUUUGUGUCGAGUCGUGCAGAUGAGUCACGUUCCUGAAAUAUGUUGCAGCUGUUACAGAAGAAUGAAGUAGUUUCUACCUGAAUACUGUUAGGUAUCUGGUGAGUUUCUUCAUCACCUGUAACAAUCUAACAAAUAUAGUAAGUGGAGUGGAAGUAUAAAGUAGUAAGAAAUAGAAAAUACUCAGUAAAGUAAAGUUCAUCAAAAAUGGCUGCUGGAUCUGGAGGGCGGUCUGAAGGGACAAAGUGUUUGUCAUUGUUCUCUUUCAUCUUGCUCGUCGACGUUGUCAGUCAGUUUGAAUCGAGCCAAAUAUGGUCAAAGCUGUUCGAGAAGUUGUAACACGUCAGACUCUGAGGAACAUUAAAACAUGGUAUCAUAACCUCAGAGCAGAAGUUCAGAGAAGAGCGUCCCAUCAGAGCAGACGCUCUCCCAUCAGCCUCAGGACUGCAGCAGGACUCCAACCUUUCUCCAGGAUGAACAGAAGAGCACAGCAGGAAAUGGAGGAAAUUGAAGAAGCAGAAGCUGACUCUGCACCAAAAGGCGCUGUGGAUAGACAGAGAACCCGUCCAGGACAGAGGUCUUUUCCUCUGAUAGCCGUGUGUUGGCUCGUUCUGUUAGCCAUCAUGGGCCUUCGUAUCUACUUGACCUCUGAGCUUUCUGAAAACAACACCAAGCAGACUGCAGAAAUCCAAAACUUGAAGUCACGAAUCCAGGAGCUGGAGACCCAGAAGAUAACCCUAACACGGCAAAUAGAAGACAUGGAGACAAACUGGAAUAAGCUCAACCUCAGUCGAGCUCAGUGGAGCAUCAAUGCCUAUUGCUUGGGAAAUAAGGAGAAAACGUGUCAACCUUGUCAGGAACACUGGUUACUCAGUGAGUCCAGCUGCUAUGAGUAUCAUAACCCUUCUUUUUCUAAAUGGAAAACCUGGGAUGCAGCUCAGUCAGACUGCAGAGGACAGAGUUCAGAUCUGGCUGUGGCACAUACUGCUGCUGAAAAGAAGUCUACUAAACCGUCACAUCAAGCGAGACACUGUCCUUACAGCUUCAGCAGGACUGCAGCAGGACCUCUGUUCAGGAUGAAGGGGAACACUAUGAAGGAUAUGGAGGAAAUCUCAGAAGAAGCUGACUAUGUUAAUGCAUCAAAAUACACUGUGGAUAGAAGGCCAACGCGUCCAGAGGACACCAACAAAGAUGCUGCACAGGAAGGCACUGUGGAUAAAAAGGCCCCCCCUCCAGGUUCUUUAACUGAAGGCCAGAGGUCUUUCCUCCUGAUAGCAGUGUGUUGGCUCAUACUGUUAACCAUCAUGGGCCUUCGUAUCUACUUUACCUCUGAACUUUCUGAAGACAACGCCAGCCUGACUGCGGAAAUCCUAAACCUGACAACACAAAUCCAGGAGCUGGAGGCCGAGAAGAAUCUCACGGUUCAGUGUGGCAGCCUGACACGAGCCUGUAUUGUCAUACAAAUCAAGGUGAAAAACCUGUAUGCAGAAAUCAGUAAGCUGACAAUACUGAAGGAUGACUUGACAAAAGAAAUUCAAGACAUGAAGACAAACCAGAAUGAACUCAACAUCAGUCAAGCUCAGUGGACCAUCAAUGAGUACUGCAAACCAGAAGGAGACAUCUUGUACUUGAGUAAAGUGAACAACGCAGAAGCUGCAACAAAUGCCACUGUGGAUGAAAAGUUCUCCUUUCGAGAAGCUGCACGGGAAGGAUUUGUGGAUGAAAAGUUCUCCUUUCGAGUGAACAACACAGAACCUGCACGAGAAGGAUUUGUGAAUGAAAAGUUCUCCUUUCGAGGACAAUGUCGACCUUGUCAGAAGGGCUGGGUAUUUGUAAAAUACAGCUGCCAAUUGGUUCCUUCCCCUUGGCGUUCUUCUGAAUGGAAAACUUGGGAAGAAGCUCGAGAAGACUGCAGAGGACAUAGUUCAGAUCUGGCUGUUGAACAGAAGUCGGUGGGAGAGUUCUAUAGACGCAGACCGAUGAAGUCACAAUACUGGAUUGGUCUGAGAGUUGUAAAAGGGAGAUGGCAGUGGGUGGAUGGAAGUAUUCUGACUGAUCGCUCCUGGAGAUCAGCUCCUCUUGACGGUCAAUGUGUGAUGUCUGAUCUGGGAGGAGGAUGGAUAUCAGUGAAAUGUGAUCAGAAACAUCAGUGGAUCUGCCAGAAGAAAGCUCUGUCUGUUUAAACACUGCCGUCAUACUUUUACUCUUACAUGUGUUUUAUUUUUGCUUUGCACAAAAUGCAGUAACCUAAUGUUCCAAAUAAGUAUGAAAUGAUGAGUUGAUAAAAAAAGACCUAAACUUGCUCCGUUUUCUAUUUCAACAGGGGUUGCUUCCUCUGUGCUUUUACCAUAAUUUCAAUGAGCUGAUUUCUUAAGCAUUUGAAUCGUGACUCCAUUUUAAUAUAUAGAGAUGAGAGUUAUGUGUGUGAUUUAUCUAGAAGCUAAUUCAUAAUGUUAAGUCUAUGAUGUUGAAUAAAAUAGCUGUCCCAAAGUGUUGUUAUUGUCUCACAAGUCAGUAACAGAUGAACAAAACAGGGUAAUAAGAGCCAGUAAUGAGAGAAGCGUAGUGCGUUUUACAAAUGGAAACCAUACUACCUUUAAUAAAUAAAGCAAACAGCAGAGUGUGAAUCCUUCAUGAAAGGAACAACCGUGCGGCAUCAUUUUUAAAAGACACCUUUAGGACGGCUGGAAGAUUACCUAACUGCUGUGAUUGUCCAUUAGAAUGAUUAAUCCUGUUAGAAUAACAACUGUUACGUUUAUAUAUAUUGAACAGACCAAUUUUAAUAAAAGUAUAAUAAAGUA